Molecule: messenger RNA, 3635 nt
Organism: Oncorhynchus keta (chum salmon)
Lineage: Eukaryota; Metazoa; Chordata; Actinopteri; Salmoniformes; Salmonidae
Product: mevalonate kinase-like
Exons: 11
Coding region: 131-1327 (398 amino acids)
Biological process (GO): cholesterol biosynthetic process; isoprenoid biosynthetic process
Cellular component (GO): cytoplasm
Molecular function (GO): mevalonate kinase activity; ATP binding
Source: RefSeq, a predicted model, not a curated record
GAGGCAUGUCCCGCUGGCUGUCGCUUGAUGUUUUCAAGAUUGUCGUAUUUAACAGUGCCGACAGCUUCAUCCCUUCUAAAACUACCCCUCAUCAUACGGAGUGGUUUGGAGGCUUCAUUUUGCUAUCAAAAUGCAAAUCAAGGAAUGUAUAGUGUCUGCACCAGGGAAAGCUAUCCUCCACGGAGAACACGCUGUCGUGCAUGGCAAGGUGGCUCUGGCUGUAAGUUUGAACCUGCGCACAUACCUACGGUUGCAGGCCACAUCCACCAGUAAAGUCUGCAUCAAUCUCCCCAACAUCAACACUUUCCUCAGCUGGGAUGUGGCCGUGUUGAAGCAGCUCCUCCCUGACUCUGGAGCUGAGCUGGGGAAUGUGAAUGAGCUUGAUGCAGAGCUUGUCAGGAUGCUGCGAAACUUUGUUGGUGUAUCAAACGGAACCUUGGAUACUCGCAGCAUGGCCAUCCUAGCCUUCCUCUACAUCUACCUCUGUGUCUUUGCCAAGUCAAGGGAGUUGCCCAGUCUGACGGUGUCUGUGUGGUCAGAGUUGCCAACGGGAGCGGGUCUGGGGUCCAGCGCUGCCUACUCUGUGUGCCUUGCUGCAGCCAUGCUUUCUGCCAGUGGGGCCAUCCCUUCUCCACUGAGUGACCAGGAAAACACAGCCAGGUGGGGUGAGGUGGAGAUGGAGCUAAUUAACAGGUGGGCGUUUCAGGGAGAGAGGAUCAUCCAUGGGAACCCCUCAGGGGUAGACAAUGCUGUGGGGACAUGGGGUGGCAUAUUGAGAUACCGUUCUGGGAAGAUAACAGCCUUAAGCAGGGUCCCAAUGUUAAGGAUCCUACUCACGAACACCAAGGUCCCUCGCAGCACCAAGGUACUUGUUGCUGGAGUGAAGGACAAAAUGAACAAGUUUCCCUCUAUUAUAAACCCUGUACUGGAGUCUGUGGAUGCAGUCUCCUGCACCUGUGAGCAGACCUUAACAGAGAUGGCCAGCGACACCCCCACACCAGAGCACUACAAUGUCCUGGAGGAGCUUAUUGACAUCAACCAGCACCACCUGAAUGUGAUUGGUGUCGGACACACGACCCUGGACACCCUGUGCCAGGUCACCCUGGCCAGAGGUCUACACAGCAAGCUGACUGGUGCCGGAGGAGGGGGCUGUGGCAUUACCUUGCUUAGACCAGAAACGGAGUGCUCGGUGAUCCAGAACACGAUCCAGGACUUGAGAGACUGUGGCUAUGACUGCUGGGAGACCCGUAUCGGGGCAGCAGGUGUGCAACAGCACUCUCCCCUCGCUGUGAAAGAGCAGGUCCUGGAGGUUUUGGCGCGCUACUGAGACUCACUGGCCAUGGGUGUGCCCAAUGCCCUCCCUACAGGGUAGUGGGGAGCUUAGCUCCAUGACUCUGGCCUACCAAGUCUUCUAUUGUAAACCUUUCUGGGAUAUGUGGGACGGUAGCCUCCCACCUCGCCAACAUCCAGUGAAAGUGCAGGGCGCCAAAUUCAAGCCAACAAAAAUCUCAUAAUUAAAAUUCCUCAAGCAUACAAGUAUUUUACACCAUUUUAAAGAUAAAAUUGUUAAUCCAGCCACAGUGUCCGAUUUCAAAAAGGCUUUACAGCGAAAGCACCACAAACGAUUAUGUUAGGUCAUCACCAAGUCACAGAAAAACAGCAAUUUUUCCAGCCAAAGAGAGGGAGUCACAAAAAGCACAAAUAGAGAUAAAAUGAAUCACUAACCUUUGAUCUUCAUAAGAUGACACUCAUAGGACUUCAUGUUACACAAUACAUGCAUGUUUUGUUCGCUGAAGUGCAUAUUUGUAUUUUAAAAAAUCUCAUUUUACAUUGGCGCGUUACGUUCAGUAGUUCUAAAACAUGCAGUGAUUGUGCAGAGCCACAUCAAUUUACAGAAAUGCUCAACAUAAAUGUUGAUUAAAAAUACAAGUGUUAUACAUGGAAUUAGAGAUAUACUUCUCCUUAAUGCAACCGCUGUGUCAGAUUUUUUUAAAAUGUUACGGAAAAAGCUAACCAUGCAAUAAUCUGAGUACAGCGUUCGCACGACAAAGCAGCCAAAAAGAUAUCCGCCAUAUUGUGUAGUCAUCAUUAGUCAGAAAUAGAAUCAGAAUGCACUCCCAGGAAUCCCAGUUCCAUAAUAAAUGUUUGCUUUGUUCGAUAAAUUAUGAACUUUAUGUCUAAAUAGCUUCUUUUUUAGGGCGUUUGGUAAACAAAUCCAAAUGCUCGUUCAGGUCCAGCCGAACAUCGGUACAAAAAGUUAAAGAAGUUAUAUUACAGGUAGUUUAAAAAAUUUCUACGAAGUAUAGAUUCAGACUUUAGGAUGUUUUUAACAUAUAUCUUCAAUAAUGUUCCAACUGUAGAAUUCCAUUGUCUGUAGAAAAGCAAUGGAACGAGAGCAGUCUCUCGUGGCCGCACGAUACGAGCCUGUGGCACUCUGCCAGACACCUGGCUCAAUCCCCUCUCAUUCACCCCCACUUCACAGUAGAAGCUUCAAAAAAAGUUCUGAAGACUGUUGACAUCUAGUGGAAGCCUUAGGAAGUGCAAUAUGACCCCAUUUACACUGUAUAUUGGAAUGGCAAAGAGUUGAAAAACUAUAGAACUACUUUCCCACUUCCUGGUUGGCUUUUUCUCAGGUUUUCGCCUGACAUAUGAGUUUUGUUAUACUCACAGACAUCAUACAAACAGUUUUAGAAACUUCUGUGUUUUCUAUCCAAUACUACUAAUAAUAUGCAUAUAUUAGCAUCUGGGACAGAGUAGCAGGCAGUUUACUCUGGGCACCUUAUUCAUCCAAGCUACUCAAUACUGCCCCCUGUCACCAAGAAGUUAAGGAAUAACAGCGGACAAUAGAGUUGGCUACAGUAUGGGUUGACACGUAAAUGUUAAUAGCACUUGUCUAUUAGACUACCAACAGUCAAGACGCUUUGUGUCAGGGGAGGACAAUGGCUCAUCACACACACAUCACUUAUUUUUCUAACUCUGAAAUCAUGCCAUUUCAUGAGGUCAUGAAACUAAUAUUGUAGGUGAUCACACGUCACUUUGAAAUGUGGUUUUCUAGUUUUCACUAUUGGAGUAUGAGCCUCCCCUGAAUAUUAACAGAAUAUUAUGAAUAAUAUUAACAGAUGUGGGUUUGAACCGUUUUUCAUGAGCUUUUCAUUAGAUGUCUAAAGCGGAUGCUGCAGAAGAGCAAGAAACACUGUGCUCAGCAGUGUGUCUAGCUGCUGGUUUUGGCAGAGAGAACUAGUAUUCAAAAACGAGUCAAAACGAACCCACUGGGAUUUUUAAUUUUUUAAAAUUUAUUUUAAGACCGAUGACCAACCUUGACUUUGGUGCUUAUUUGUUUUCAACUCAAGAUUGGUCCAUCUGUUCUUUUUCAGUGUGCGGUUUUUAGUCUUGUUUUUGAAUAUCAGUACCUUCGUUGACGUCUUGUUAAUUUCAAAAGAGGGUGCCGUGAUCUGUUUGUCCAAUAGAUGGCAGCAAAAUGUAAGAAUUCACUAACCUCAACAGGGAUUGAGUGAGUCAGAGCAACAGGGACUGAGUGAGUCAGAGCGAUAGAUUGUCAUUCAGUGUUUGCUUCAGGUGUCAAUACAAUGCCAUGGCUGAUGCACUAUUUGUUAAACUAACCUUUUAAAACUGAA